AUGGAUAUUCGAGCUUCGAAUGGUGGCCUGGGCCUCGCUCAAAACACAACAACUUGCCCUUACGAAGAGAAGGUCGUCACCGACCCAACGACUGCUCGCAUUGUUCUCACAUUUCUGCGCGAGUUUGUUGAGCAGAAGAUAAUCUACUCGCACAGCUCACAGGGCUACUACUGCCCAAUGACAAAGUGCGAAUCCUCGUUCACAGAGCCCCUGUUACUUAUCCAGCACCUAUUUACGUGUCCGGAGCUCGGAAGGGGCGAGUUUGAGUGUUGGAAAUGCUGCAGCUGGCACCGCUUCCCUACGACGGAGAAGGAGUGGACUGAAUGGGCAGGCUGGAAGUCGACAGCAGUAGGCUUUCAAAGGAAACGGAGCCUUGGAUCGAAGAUGAAAGAAACAUUGACAGAUACCCUUACGCUUCGUCGACGAAACUCGAAUCGCAGAUUCUCAGUGUCCAGUGCUGGCCCUGUGGGAAAUGCCGGCCUGGAUCAGACGCCCAAUCCAACGUCCACAUCCUCGAUGAUUUCAUCUCCAACCUUGACCGGCACAACAGCUGAUAUGGACGGCAUCGCCUCGACCAUCCACCACUCGGGAAAAUUUCUAGCUUCGACGGAUGCCUGUGAAUGGAAUCAAUUUCUCGGCCUAGACCAAGCACAGAUGCUCUCGCCUCGUUCAAUACAAGAGUUGCAGACGGCGUACAGAGUUGACCAGCAGAUGGUGCCCACAUUUUCACAUCCCCCAGGAGCAAACCUUGGGCUCGACUCUACACCUGGGACUGCAAAUGCAUCGGGGUAUACGUGCACAUUCGACGAAGGAUGUUUUGUCACGAGCGAGCACCACCACCACCACCAUGGAAUCGGUGUGAAGCCGGGGUCAGGAGCGGGAAUAUCUACAAUGGCUGCUGCCUGCUCAUGUGACAGCUUCGGCAAUGCAGGAGCACGACACAAGCAACAUUUCCUCUACCCGGCCAUCGACAACGUUUGA
This is a messenger RNA of Sporothrix brasiliensis 5110, 981 nucleotides long. RefSeq lists its product as uncharacterized. NCBI's taxonomy places the organism in Eukaryota, Fungi, Ascomycota, Sordariomycetes, Ophiostomatales, Ophiostomataceae. The transcript has 3 exons. The coding region runs from base 1 to 981 and encodes 326 amino acids. The record is from RefSeq and is a predicted model, not a curated record.